Messenger RNA from Cynara cardunculus var. scolymus (artichoke), 868 nucleotides. RefSeq names its product 60S ribosomal protein L13-1-like. NCBI's taxonomy places the organism in Eukaryota, Viridiplantae, Streptophyta, Magnoliopsida, Asterales, Asteraceae. Gene Ontology annotation, biological process: translation. The record is from RefSeq and is a predicted model, not a curated record. The transcript has 5 exons. Bases 87 to 707 code for a protein of 206 amino acids. Gene Ontology annotation, cellular component: cytosolic large ribosomal subunit; ribosome. Gene Ontology annotation, molecular function: RNA binding; structural constituent of ribosome.
CCCUUUCCGCCUUCAAAUCCCUAGUUCUACUCUGCUGUCCGCCGCUCUCGCCCUCUGUUCCCCGACGGUCUCAAUCCAGAGAAGUCAUGGUAAAGCAUAACAAUGUUAUCCCUAAUGGGCACUUCAAGAAGCAUUGGCAGAACUAUGUUAAGACAUGGUUCAACCAACCUGCUCGCAAAACAAGGAGACGCAAUGCCAGGCAAGCUAAGGCAGUAAAAGUUUUCCCGAGGCCUGCUGGAGCACUUCGUCCUCAGGUUCAUGGACAAACCUUGAAAUACAACAUGAAACUUAGGGAGGGUCGGGGAUUUUCUCUUGAAGAGUUGAAGGCUGCGGGUAUUCCAAAGAAACUUGCUCCAACCAUCGGUAUUGCUGUGGAUCAUCGCCGCAGAAAUCGUUCCUUGGAAGGCUUGCAAGCUAAUGUUCAGAGGCUAAAAACCUUCAAGGCUAAACUAGUCAUCUUCCCAAGACGCCCAAGGAAAACAAAGGCGGGUGACUCUACGGCAGAGGAGCUUGCAAGUGCGACCCAGGUUCAAGGUCCAGUAUUGCCGAUUGUAAGGGAGAAGCCAAGUGUCGAAUUAGUAAAGGUUACUGAGGAGAUGAAAUCGUUCAGUGCGUAUGCCAAGCUACGUGUUGAAAGGACAAAUAAACGUCACCUGGGUGCGAGGCUGAAGAGGGCUGCUGAGGCAGAGAAGGAAGAAAAGAAAUAGGUUUGAUUAAGUUGUAGAAUGCGAACAGUUUUAAAUGUUGUUUUGUUAGAGAUUACGGGUUCUGGUAUCUCUUGAGAUGUGUUGAUUCUUGGUACAUUGUUUUUGACAUUUUGUAUUGGGAAGGCUGGUAUCAUGAGUUUAACUUCAGUCAUUUGGGUCCC